Molecule: messenger RNA, 630 nt
Organism: Paramacrobiotus metropolitanus
Lineage: Eukaryota; Metazoa; Tardigrada; Eutardigrada; Parachela; Macrobiotidae
Product: histone H4
Exons: 2
Coding region: 117-428 (103 amino acids)
Biological process (GO): nucleosome assembly
Cellular component (GO): nucleosome
Molecular function (GO): structural constituent of chromatin; protein heterodimerization activity; DNA binding
Source: RefSeq, a predicted model, not a curated record
GUCACGCUGUCAUUAAAAUUUUCAGUUGUAAGGACUUGUGAGUUGAGGUUUUAGAGCUUCACGUUUUCCAAGGGCUUAUUUUUUCGAUUUCAUAUUUUCGAUAACUCGUAUUCACAAUGACUGGCCGUGGAAAGGGUGGUAAAGGUCUCGGAAAAGGAGGUGCCAAGCGUCAUCGCAAAGUCCUCCGCGACAACAUCCAGGGCAUCACCAAGCCCGCCAUCCGUCGUCUGGCGCGUCGUGGCGGAGUGAAGCGCAUUUCCGGUCUGAUCUACGAGGAGACGCGCGGUGUGCUGAAGGUCUUCCUGGAGAACGUUAUUCGCGACGCCGUCACCUACACUGAGCACGCCAAACGCAAGACCGUCACCGCCAUGGACGUGGUCUAUGCCCUCAAACGCCAGGGCAGGACCCUGUACGGAUUCGGCCUGUAGAUUCCAUCACGUGUCCCGUACUGUCGCUUUGAUUGUUGCAGUGUCGUCUUCACUCUAGUGUACAUAAGAGCAGCGUCUCCACCUUGUAUCGUUUUAAAAUCUUGUUAGGAUCUCAAUUUUCAAGUUUCGAUUAGCGGAAAGUGUCUGAUUCUGCGCUGAGACAUCGAUGAAUUAAUCAGAAUUAAAAAAAAGCUACGAGAAA